AUGUCAUCACCUAAAGUUUGGUUCAUCACUGGUUCGUCGACGGGGUUCGGCAGGGUCAUGACGGAGCUCGUCCUCGCAAAGGGCGACAUCGCCGUGGCGACGCUCCGCUCCCCGGAGGUGCUCGCCGAGCUUGCGUCACAGUACGGCAAGGACAGGCUCCUCGUCCUGAAGCUCGACGUUUGUAAGCCUCAGGAGAUCAAGGACGCGUUCGCUGCCGCGGUCAAGCAGUUCGGCCGCGUCGACAACGUGUUCAAUAACGCUGCGUACGCCAUGAUCAGCGAGGCGGAGACCGGUCCCGAGGACAUCGCGCGGACGAUGUUUGACGUUAACCUGUGGGGAGCCAUCAACGUCAGCAAGGAGGCCGUGCGCAUCAUGCGCGAGGUCAACAAGCCUGCCGGAGGGCGUUUGUUGCAGAUAUCUUCAAUGUCAGGCUACAUGGGGAUGACCGGCAUGUCAUAUUACUGCGCUACAAAACACGCUAUCAACGCAUUCACCGAAGCUCUGUCCAAGGAGCUCGACCCCGACUGGAACAUCAAGGUCGUCAUCGUCGAGCCUGGAGCGUUCCGCACGGGGGCUUACGGCAACGUGGUCCGGAUUCCGCUCCACCCAGCCUACGAGAAAGUCAUGACUGCACCACGCAAGUAUUUCGAGGAGGACGUCUUGGGUGUGAUGCAAGACCCGGUGCAGGGUGUUGAGGUUCUAUACAAGAUCGCAGAGCUUCCCAACCCACCGCUGUUCCUCCCGCUCGGGAAGGAUUCUGUCAGCAUGGCGAAGACGAGAUAUGCUGAGAUGGUGGAGAGUACGAAUGCUGUUGCUUCGUGGUCGGAGGAGCUGCGGGUCAUGGGGUGA
Molecule: messenger RNA, 849 nt
Organism: Fomitopsis serialis
Lineage: Eukaryota; Fungi; Basidiomycota; Agaricomycetes; Polyporales; Fomitopsidaceae
Exons: 4
Coding region: 1-849 (282 amino acids)
Molecular function (GO): oxidoreductase activity
Source: RefSeq, a predicted model, not a curated record